ACCUGUCAGCACCUUUGUGGUAAUAGCGGCAUUUGCGUCUGACCUGGCCUCCGCGUCUCGUCUCGUCUCGUCUCGUCUCUUCCCAGAUCUGCACAAAUAUCAGGGCUCGUUGACUUUGGCCUGGCUUUCCAGAUCAUGAUUACCAUUUGUAGGACCUCAGUCCUUCUCGGGCUUGUGGUCACUGUCGCCAUUGCUCAAGGUCAAAGCUGCUCCAAACCUGUGGCAGGACCCAACAUGAAAUUGAGGAACAAAUUCAUUCUUUCAGAAACAUUUCCAAAUAACUCUAGGGUUUCCUUCGCCUGUGCUGAUGGUUACAUGGCUGCUGGAUGGCCUCGUUUCAUUACCUGUACAUCUGGCACCUGGAGUCCUGUGAAGCUGAUCUGCCAGAGAUCUAACUGUGGUUAUGCUGGAGAAGUUGAGUAUGGAAGAGUUGAUUAUCCUGAAGGGAGUGAGUUUGGCGAUAGACUUGUGGCAUCCUGCAACACUGGUUACAAUAGGAUUGGCAGGACUACAAUCUAUUGUGGAGCCAGAGGGUGGAUGGGCAGGCUGCCUGUAUGUGAAGCGCAGGCUUGUGAUCCACCACCACCACUGACAAAUGGAGAUUACAGUCCUAAAGUGGAAGAAGUCUACUUUUAUGAAAAUAUGAUAAUAUACAGCUGUGAUAAGGGUUUUGCACUUGAUGGAAGUAAGUCGGCAGUAUGUUCAGAGAGUGGGCAAUUCAUGCCACGGGAUCCUCCAGACUGUAUCUAUGUUGGAGACGUUAAGUGUAAAGAUCCUGGACGUUUGGCAAAUGGUGAGCGGACUGCAGGUUUUCAAGCUCCCCAUGGAUACUUGUCCACUGUAACGUUCCGGUGCGACUCUGGAUACAUCAUGGUUGGAGCGGGCACCAUCAGAUGUGGCUUGGAUAGCAACUGGUCACCUGGACUUCCACAAUGUAGAUUCCAAAGACAUGCAGAUUGUGGUUGAAGACUGUUCAGACCUUGGUCCCAGUGUCCACACUCACAGGCUCACAGGCGUGUUCUCUUUAAGUCAGUGAGGACUGACUCUGUGUUUCACUGUGAAAUCAAGUUCAAAAAAAUUGGUUGCUGUGUAGUAAAAGUAAUGUAAGAUUGUAUGGAAUUAGAUUUGUGCCAAUAUUUUCAAACAACACUUGUUUGUUUGAAUAUUUUUGAAAGAUUCGAUCGGUUUUGUUUUGUUUGCAAUUUGUUUUAUUUUGACAGUAUUUUCAAUCACUUUUCCUGUUCUCUACACUUCCCUUUGUCAACACCUUAACAGUUUUCUAAUGAUCAUAGAAUGAAAUGUCAUGUUUAUCCAAGAAACUGUCUCCUGAUUUUUAAGAAACGUGCACAGUAUUAAUAGCAUCAGCUACUUCUACUGGUUUGUGUAAAUACGUUUUUGUGUUUGACCGUAACAUUUACAGCAUUAGUGAUUAGUUAGUUGUUUUAAAUCAAAGUUGAAGUCUAAAAUCACACUGGCUAUAAUGGGCUUUUGCUUCAUAUCAGUUAUUACAGUUUGUGUACCUUGUUUAACUCUAUAAACAAAUCUGGAGGACUGCAUUAUUUUAAAGUCAUCUAACGCCUGUAAAGGCAGAAGAAGUGAGGUCAAAUCUUGUACCUAAAAUGUUCCAUGUUCAGCAUUAUCAGUGUUUGACGUUAAAUUGUUUGCCUGUAAAAUGUGUAAACUUUGUGUUGAUGAUACUUUACAAUGGUUCAUGUGUAAAUCUUGGAUUGUGAAGUGUGAUAAGGUUGGCACAGAGAUUGUCAUUGACAUUGUCUGCAGUUACGUAAAGAUUUUCUGAAUGUGAUGUUUUUGCACAUGCUCUGUUGAUUGAAAUCCCACGUUUAUUCUGAUAGUACGUUCAUUUGAACAUGUACUGUAUUUUGAAUGAAACUUAAUGCUUUUGCAUCGUUUCUCAAUAAAGAAAAUUAACAUUGUAAA
Messenger RNA from Solea solea (common sole), 1938 nucleotides. Its product is annotated as membrane cofactor protein-like. Gene Ontology annotation, biological process: negative regulation of complement activation, classical pathway. The record is from RefSeq and is a predicted model, not a curated record. The coding region runs from base 136 to 966 and encodes 276 amino acids. The transcript has 9 exons. NCBI's taxonomy places the organism in Eukaryota, Metazoa, Chordata, Actinopteri, Pleuronectiformes, Soleidae.